Molecule: messenger RNA, 5012 nt
Organism: Liolophura sinensis
Lineage: Eukaryota; Metazoa; Mollusca; Polyplacophora; Chitonida; Chitonidae
Exons: 31
Coding region: 121-4848 (1575 amino acids)
Source: RefSeq, a predicted model, not a curated record
UAUUAGGGGGCGGCAGUCUGAAACUAAUGUACUGAUUUUGUUUUGAUUUCUGUGCGUGUCUGCAAGGAUUUCAUGUUAUACCUAAGACAAUGACUUGAAGUAAUCAAAAAAGCUGAAACCAUGUAUCCGUUGUUUGAGCUAGUCCGCCUUAUAUCUUUUGGUCAUGAUGCCGGGGUGUCAAAAGUUAGCAUUGAGGGAUUUGCCUGGAGAGAGGUUGGGGAAGCAAAUUUAUUGGCUUUGGUGUGUUCAAACGGUUAUGUGGUCUUGCGCUAUUCGGUCAGUGGGAAGAGACCAGUAACACGGCAGUUGCCAUGGCAUGAUGAUAAACAAAUUGUGUCCCUUUGCUUUGAUCCUACAGCCACAUGGCUGCUUAUUUUAACAUUACAGUCUGAGCUGUUCAUUGUCCCAGCAUUAUCACUAUUGGACCCACUUGCACGAGUCAAUCAGCUAUGGAGACUUGAUGACAUCACUAGUUUGAGGAUCCAAACAUUACCAAGAGGUCCAUCUGUUGUGUGUUGGUGGCACACAUUAGAUGACUAUCAGAUUGCAAUAGUUGGAACGAAAGAAAGUAGGCUGUUGUUUGUGGACUUGAGGCGACAGGAUGUCCUGACAGAGAUGUCCGUGAACGGUACUGUAAGCGGAUUGGAGCUUGUUCAGGAUGAUGACCAGAUGUCCACACAUCUGCUGAUAACUUUGGAUAAUAAUGAGCAAUGGAAGUUGUUGUUGGAAUGUCAGACGUGUGCAGCAAAUUGGAAGAAGAUCCAGGAACAGGAUUGGACGGAUCUGGGAUAUGAUCAUGUGGACACAGCCAUUGUCAGUGUCAUCAACCAAACAGAUAUGAACAAACACUUGUUUUACCCUCUGAGAUUUUACCAGUUUACCUCACCUGUGUACUUGAGCCCACAGUACGCCAAAGGACGGCAUUUUAUCUCUGCUCACGAUGGCAGAAGUUGCCAGUAUCAGAUUUUGGACAGUGGUAUGGAGCAGUCUCCGUUAUUUGUGUAUCAGGUUCCUUUGGGAGCUGACAACCUGAUCUUCUCAGACAAAAUCAUUUUUUGUACCACCAAUGUGGGUGGCAAAAAACUUAAUAUUAUUUCUAAUCAGAGAGCUGAAACCUCUAUGGCUGAUCAACAGGUUUUCAACACGGAUGCCACCUUUCAACAAUUCACUCUAAGGCAGGAUGAAAAACUACUGGCUGUUCUUAAAAAGUCGUUCCCUUUCUACUGGCACGAGAAGAGGGAGGAAGAAGAAAAAGCCAGAGUGUCUCAGUCAGUGACAGGAAGCCAAGAUGUAACACUAGAUGAAGGGGCAGACAGCAUUCGUAUUACAACUCACACGGUUUUGGAUGGCUGUAUACUGGUGUCAAACUCAGCCGUAUAUGAGUGUAGACCAAGGGUUUCCCCAGAGAGGCUAUUUUUGGAUUUUGCUAUUCAGCAGAGCGGUCCAUCAGUAGCUGAGAAUCUUGGGAUAGGUCUUGGGCUUGAUGUGAACUCACUGUUUGAAUUGGUGGCGGAGUACAAGUUGGCCAAACAGGAGUACAGUCAAGCUAUCAAGCUAUACCAGCUGUCAAAGUGCUCUCAUGCCAAAAGGGUGGCAAGUUUUGCACGUCAUGGUUGCAUCCCUGAGGUUAUGACCUAUCUGAAGCAGGUUUUGACCAAUCAGAAAUCAGAUGUUAACACUGGUGAGAAGAAGCUGUUGGCAGACAUGGCACUCUACUGCUUUAUCCAUCAAAUACAGGAAAGUGGAAGCACCAGUGCAGCUCCUCUCCGGGCCUCAUUCAGGGAUUUCUUGAUGGGCAGUUUCUCUUACAAUGAAAAGACAGCCCUGGAACUUCUUGCAAAACAUAGAUUGAAUGACCUGCUGCUAGAGCUAGCAAAGGCAAGAGGGCUUAUUCUGGAGGCUCUUCAGUUGAUGGCUGAUGAUGGCAUCUUUGAUAUUGGAACAUUGUCUGCAGGGGCCUUAGUCACGAGGGGUUUUGGCUCACACCUGGCAAGAGUCAGUGAAGGCGCCUUCUUGGAUUGUAUGCCCCUGGAGGACAUGACAGAGUUACUGUCCAUUAGGCCUCAGCUGGCAGUGCAGCACAUGGACAAGUUAGAGCCCGUUCUACCUCAGCUUAACCAGGAACAACUCCUGAAAUUGGCCCAAAUCUUUGACCCCUCCAAACCUAUGAUCAGAGGCUACCUGAUCAGGGGUCAGAGAUCAAGGACACGAACGACCAGUAUUAGCUCUCUGGCAUCUUACAGUGGUGAAUUUGGAGAUAGUUUGUCUCAGGAUUCCAAUGUACCAGAUAUCUCUAGGUUGAUUCACUUCUUUCUCACUGUGAUCUUGAUACUGAAUGAAAAGCGCAAAAAAGCAGAUGGUGGUAAAGCACUGACGACCAUAUUGGAUGAGUCAUUAUUGGAUACUUCAAAGGAAUCUGAUGACUCACUGCCUGAAGAAAGGAGACUUUUAGCCUUGCAACCAUGGCCCAUAGGCUGUGGUCAGAAUCAUGCAGCCAUUGUGAGGAAUGGAGAUGUUUACACCUUUGGAAGGUCACAAUCUGGCAGACUAGGACAUGGAGAUCUUUCUCCCGAGAAUGUUGCAUGCCCAAUAACUCGAGUGGAGUCUUUGCACAUGCUCCAGAUUAAGGUGUUGUCAGUGGCGUGUGGAGGGGAGCACACUGUCGUUUUAACACAGCAAGGGGUGUAUAGUUGGGGCUCAUCAAGGUAUGGGCAGGUUGGUGUGGGAACGUCAAAUCAGACCUACAGUCGCCCGAUGUUGGUGGAGAAGUUGACAGACAUACAAGUUGUUAGCGUGGAUUGUGGACAGUACCAUUCACUUGCCCUCACAGCUAGUGGAUUAGUAUACAGCUGGGGAUGGGGUGUGCACGGUCAGCUGGGCCAUGGCACAGCAGAGGACUGUCUUGUGCCCACAAAAAUCUUUGCCUUGUCCUCGAAGAUGGUGACUCGAAUUUCAGCUGGUUACUGCCACACAGUCAUACUCACAGCUGAGGGAGAGGUCUGGACAUUUGGAUGUGGCUUGUUUGGACAGCUUGGUAUUGGCAGUGCGAAUAAAGAUUCCAUCCCAAAACGUGUGCGGGAUAUUCCAGGAAAAGUCACCCUUAUUGCCACAAAAUACUUCCACACGCUUGCUCUUUUGGCUAAUAACAAGCUGUUUACAUGGGGCUGUCAUCCAAUGGCGUUGCGACAAACAGCCCACAUGAUCAAGCGUCACAGGCAAGGCGCUGUUGGUCAUCAUCAGAAAGGUGUAGUGGAGAAGUUCAUGCUGCCAUACCUUGUCGACACCUCAUAUGUCCACUCCAAGAUAACACAGCUGUCUUGUGGGAGUUUACACAGUGCCUUAUUGACUAGUGAUGGAGAGGUAUACAUGUGGGGCAGGAACAUAGAUGGACAGCUCGGAACUGGAACAAGACAAGAGUCGCAAUACCCAGUGAUGUUAACAAGCAUCAAUGACAGGAGUAUUAGUCACCUCACCUGUGGUGGAGAGUUCAACAUUGCCAUGGAUACAGAUUUCCUUAUUUGGGUCUGGGGCAAAAAUGAAGCAGGUCAGUUGGGUAUAGGCCGGUCUGAAGGACAAAACAGACCUCACCCGAGCCGACAAUCCAUGAAGAAAAAUCCUUCCACCAUGAUGUAUGACAUUGUGCAGCCAACAACUCUCAAAGGUGUCCCAUCUGUACCCAUAGCAACAUCAUGGCAGCGUGCAGUGCGAUCUAUUUCAGUGGAAAGUUCAGAUUCUGAGUCAGGACUUUUGUGGUCAGUUGAGAGCUAUGAUGAGCGUGACCCACAAGUCACUCUGCCCCAGCUGGACAAGAUGACUGACCCACCCUACAGCCCCAAAGUACUGGCGAUAGUGUUGGAGUCUUUAGGAGAACGGUGUAACCUGCAGAAAUUGUGUAGAGACUGCCUGGAUUGCGAAGACUGGGCGUCUGCCGCUGAAGUACAAAUCUACCAACAAAAUUAUGCUCAGGCUCUAGGAUAUCAUCUCCGCCAUUUGUCUGACCAAAGGGAACACUUGGGCAGUUUGGAGGAAUUUCUUAAUCAGAGUCGGAAGGUUUUGGAUUAUCAUGUCAGGCAACUGAAGCAGUGUCCUCUAACUGAUCAACUGGAGAGGAUGAACUGGCGUGUUGUGUUGCUAGAGGUGAUGAACUUUUGGGAAGACAAUCACCUCCCUGUGGCACAUCUUGAAGCUUGGCUGCUUUUCCACUUGGACACAUUUGUACAACCCUUAAGUCUUAUGUUAUUCAGAGCUGAAGAACAAAAUCACUCCAACAGCAUUGGUAUUCCAAAACGCAUCCGAGGCAAGAUGAACACAACUUUCCAGCUGAUGGUGCUAUCCAAGUUCUUAACACAGAUUCAGACUGAAGAAUCUGCCGAUGAGGUCUCUGAUGUCUUUGGGGAGUGUUUAGCUCAGUCUGGUGAUUCCCAACAAGCACUGCCGCUAAAAUCUGGUGAUAAACUUAUCCCGUACGACAGGCUCUGGCAUGAGGUGUUGCAAAAUGUCCGAAAGGACUGGGACAUGCACAACUAUAUUUAUUUGACAGCCCGUGAUAUUGACAUUCUUCAGUUACAAGUCGGUAAACAGAAAAGCCAGUCAGCUUCUCAAAAUUCACAUCAAGAUUCUAGUGACACUGUCAAGGACGGGGAUGUUGUUGUCUUUUCUUGUGGACAUAAUUAUGCUAACAGUUUCUUUCAAAAGGAAAUUGUUCCAGAAUUGAAUCGUGACAUUGGUAUAGGUCCACUUGCUCUACCAAAAACAGCCACACUCCUAACCCAGUAUUAUAACAGAAGAGAUUUUAUUCCUAUGGCAUGUCCUAAGUGCGUGCUGACCACUGUGCAAGCCAUAAAAUAACUCAACAUGUCUUACAUGGCACUUAUCCUAAUCAUCAAAACCAUUUUUGAAAUGGUACCAUGUCUGUGAUGCUCUGAAGGAAGAUAUGGUGUAGAAUGAGAUUGCAGCUAAAAUUGGAGAGUGGUUUGAAAAGGCCUUCCAUAUUGCUAGCUUACCUGUGCAAU